This is a messenger RNA of Adineta steineri, 1074 nucleotides long. The record is from the annotation of a GenBank genome assembly. NCBI's taxonomy places the organism in Eukaryota, Metazoa, Rotifera, Eurotatoria, Adinetida, Adinetidae.
AUGACUUCUUCUAUUCCAACGAAAUCAUCGAUAACAAAUGAUUUUUAUUAUGCUUGUCGAAAUGGAUUAAUAGAUAUUGUUCAACAAGAAUUACCAAAUAUGAGUUUAGAAGAGAUUGAUCAAGUUCAAGCUAAUGGUUCAACGGCACUUCAUGCCGCAUCUUAUAAUGGUCAUACAGAAAUUGUUAAAUUAUUAUUAGAGAAAGGUGCAUGUCGUUCAAUACCUAAUACAUAUAAAUGUUUACCGUUUGAUGAAGCAAAAAGUACUGAAAUAAAAGAAUUAUUUCUUCGUCGAUCGAAUCGUUUUACUGAUGAAGAAUCAGGUCAUAUUGAUUGGAUGAAAUGUGAUGCAGCUGCUGAACAAUUAGCAAAAGAUUAUCGAUAUCGACACAGUGGUUUAGGAUGGACAUCGAAAAAUAUUGAACAUCGUUUAAAAUAUAUUAAAGAUGAAAUGUCACAUACAGAACAAGAACGUAUUAGUACUUUUCUUAAUCAAGUUCAACAUGAUCCUGAAUCUCUUCUUCGAGCUUAUACUGUUGAAUCAAGUUUUUAUAUUAAAUUAAAUAAAGAUUUAGCAAUGAAACAUUUUGAACAAGGAACUAAUUUUGGAUUAACAUAUUUUAUUGAUUUUUUCUACAAUCAUCCUGCAUUUCAAUCUUUAUCGUAUAUUGGUAAUGUUUAUCGUGGUAUGACUGUUACUCAUGAUGAUCUAAAAGAAUAUAAAGUAGGAAAUAAAAUAAUGAAUAAAGCAUUUAUGUCAACAACAAUUGAACGUCAAGUAGCUGAAGAUUUUGCAAGAAAAGAGGCUAAUCAUCGAAAAACGAAAAAUGGUGAUCUUGUCAAAUUAUCGGUUCUAUGUUCAUUUCAAAUUGUUAAUCAUCGUACUGGAUUAAAUAUUGAAAAUAUUUCAAAAUAUCGACAUGAAAAAGAAAUUUUAAUCGGUCCAUAUACUGCAUUUUCAAUCACAGCUGUACGUCAAAUUGCUCAUAACUAUGCAGAAAUUGAUUUACGUGAAUGUCAAAUUGUACAUCAAGAUGAAAAUCAUCAUAAUGUUGAUGAUGAUGACUUUGAUUAA